Molecule: messenger RNA, 836 nt
Organism: Drosophila willistoni
Lineage: Eukaryota; Metazoa; Arthropoda; Insecta; Diptera; Drosophilidae
Product: general odorant-binding protein 57b
Exons: 2
Coding region: 47-541 (164 amino acids)
Molecular function (GO): odorant binding
Source: RefSeq, a predicted model, not a curated record
ACAAAAAAAACAAAUUGUCUAACUAGCAUUUAGUUAGUAAGUAGCAAUGCUAGCAAUCACAACACUAGUCGGACUUAUUUUAAUUGGUCUUUGUUUUAGCCUAACAAAGGCUCACCCAUUUGAUUUCCUUGAUGAAUCUAUCGAUGAUUUUGAUGACUGUUUAAGCCAAAAUAAUAUAACCUUAGAUGAGUAUGAGCAAUUUGAGUUAUUUGAGAAUUUGAAAAAUAUUCUUAAUGAGAAAGUCGAAUGGAGAUAUAAAUGUAAUAUUCACUGUCAAUUAGAGAGACAACCAAGGCCAUGGUUAAAUGAACAAGGCAAAAUGGAUUUGCAGCUGAUGAAUAUCAGUAAUACGGAAACAGGUGAAGCUAUUGCCACUUGCAUGACGAAUGCUGAGGAUGAACAAUGUUCGUAUAGCUUCAAAUUGGUUUUAUGUGCAUUUGCCAACAAUUUUCCAUUGAUUGAAUAUGAAACUGAGAUGGAAAUCGAAGAAUACGCUGAGGAAACAAAUAAUGAUGAUGAUGAUUAUGAUAAUUGUGGAUGAAUGGAAAGGAAAGUUAAAUAAAAUGUAUAUAUUUUCAGAAAACCAUAAAUUUAUAAAUGAAUUUGCCUAUGCGCUAAUUUGCAUAAUUAAAUGAAAUUGCAUGAGGCGUACCACAGGGCGUAUGAAUCAAAACGAAAUCUAAUUAAUCGAAUUGCCAUACAAACACACACACAUACCAACAAAAUGGUCAACUUUAAUUGAUUUGCCACAUAUAUUUGCAUAAACAUUCAUAUAUAUAUAUACAUAACUCAGGUGAAGCACAAUAAAUUGUUAUAUUCCCAGUGGAGAUUUUGCA